ACAGGUUAGAUCAAGCCACACUUCCUCCUUCAGGCAGCAGAACUUCAGGAGUUUCAUCCGUUGAGCUUCAGACACGAUGAUGAUCUCAAUGUUCCCGCUCAGAGCCGUGCUGCUGCUGCUGGCCUUCGCAGCUACAGGAAAUGACGCACAGCUUAAUGUCUGUGGCCAAGCUCCUCUCAACACCAGGUCUGAAACUAAGAUCGUUGGCGGUCAGGACGCUGCUCCAGGAGCGUGGCCGUGGCAAGCCCGUCUGAUCAUCAAAGGUGGACUGUGUGGAGGAUCUCUGAUCAACAACCAGUGGAUUCUGACUGCUGCUCACUGCUUUGACAACAACGUCCCCUCAGACGUCACUGCUUACCUCGGAUUCCAAACCGCGGGAGGUCCUAACGGGGUGACACGCAGAGGAUCCCAGAUCAUCGUACAUCCAGACUAUAACACCAGAACAAACGACAACGACGUGGCGCUGGUGCAGCUGACCUCUGCGGUGACGUUCAAUGACUACGUCCGGCCGGCCUGUCUGGCUGCAGACGGCAGCGUCUUCGGAGACGGACUGGACUGCUGGGUCACCGGCUGGGGAACCACCUCUGAGGGCGGGGACAUUUCUCAGACGCUGCAGGAGGUGGAUAUCCCCAUAGUGUCCAACAGUCGGUGCAGCGAGACUUACGCCACCAUAACAGACAACAUGGUCUGUGCUGGUCUGACCAGCGGAGGGAAGGACUCCUGCCAGGGAGACUCCGGUGGACCGCUGGUCACCAAGAACGGCUCCAUCUGGAUCCAGGCUGGGGUUGUCAGUUUUGGGAUCGGCUGCGCCCAGCCCAACAUUCCAGGAGUUUACGCCCGAGUUUCAAGGUACCAGUCCUGGAUCAACAGCCGGAUCACCGGCGACCCGCCAGGAUUCAUCAACUUCCAGGAUUCCACGUCAGCAGCAGGAACGCCUCGGCUGGCCUCGCUGUCGCUGCCGCUGCUGCUGUGCGUCCUGCCGGCCGUCUUCUCCCUCCUCGUCCUCUCAUGAGGCUCGUCAGAGUCUGCAGGGAGGAGAAAUGUCUCCUGGACAUUAACCUCUGCUCACACAAGCUGAACUUUGAUCUGGAUCCAGAGAUCUCCACUUGUUUCUACAGGUUUUACAACUUUAACCAAAUUAAAAACCACAGCCUCCAAGCAAAACUGUGAAAAAAAGAAAUGUAUAUGGAUAAAUGCCUUAAUAUGAAAAACAGCUCUCCUGCUCUAAAUCUGGGAAAGUCCUGUAUUUAUGGAAACAACAUCAUUAAAAGCUCUUUAAAUUUAGGAUUGGGUGCAUUUUCUUAAUGAAAAGCACCAAAAGUAGCUUUUUGAGGGUUUAUUUUAUUUAAGAAAUUUCUCCUAAUAAAACAAAAAUUAUCCAAAUUAGGUUCCGCAAACUAGAGUGGAUUUUUCUGUAAAUUUAAGUAAAAAAACGUAAUUCCUGCUCUUCUGUCUAUUCAUGUGACAAACAGUUGUCAUUAUUUAGCAGUUUAUUAGCGUUAAUCCGUGAAAUUAUACAGACUGAAGGUAGAAAAUUAUUUUAUCUGUUUCUGUGUAGAAAUCUAAUGAAUUUGCACUGAGGGGAAAUUUCACAAGUUUUUAAUCAUGUCGCUGUUUACUGAGGUUUGGGGCUUCUGGACUUUAUUGGGUUUUAUUUUCUUGGGCCUUUCUGAUGUUUUUGUUUCUAACAGCUUUGGCUGUUAGAAAUUAUCUCACUGGGAAAGGCCUCCUGUUCUCUUAGGUACCGGUUAUAUGAAGGAAAUAAAUUAUAUAAAUGUUUUCUGGAAUACAAAGAGUGUCAGGAAUUAGGAACAAAUCAAGAUAUAUCAAAUAUGAUAAAUUAGACAUUUUAAUGCCAUUUCCUCCUUUUGAGCAGCUUCACAUCCUGGGAUUUAAAUUAAAACAACUGUUGUUCUUUCUUAAUUAUUUAAUAUGGGUCUCUCUUCCUAACUUGUGAUUUAUUGAGACCGCCUGGUUUAUUAAUAAACAAUUACAACCAUCA
This is a messenger RNA of Fundulus heteroclitus (mummichog), 2002 nucleotides long. Its product is annotated as coagulation factor XI. NCBI's taxonomy places the organism in Eukaryota, Metazoa, Chordata, Actinopteri, Cyprinodontiformes, Fundulidae. Gene Ontology annotation, biological process: proteolysis. Gene Ontology annotation, molecular function: serine-type endopeptidase activity. The transcript has 6 exons. The record is from RefSeq and is a predicted model, not a curated record. Bases 77 to 1012 code for a protein of 311 amino acids.